This is a messenger RNA of Schistosoma margrebowiei, 1366 nucleotides long. Lineage: Eukaryota; Metazoa; Platyhelminthes; Trematoda; Strigeidida; Schistosomatidae. The record is from the annotation of a GenBank genome assembly.
CUUGAAGUUAAUGUACUACGCGUUCUAAUGAAGUAUAAUGGUCAAACAAUGCAACCAUCACCUGAAAGUCCAACAGAACAGUAUCACAACACAAAGUAAACGAGAGAUUUUCUUAGUAAAACUUCCAGAUUAGCAUGAUAAUACAGUUUAUUAAUGUUUACUGACUAUUACUGGUUUAUAGGCCCUGAAAAAGAAAUUAUUUUACAACUAUUCAUCGGAUCUUUACAAACUGCCUGAUUAGUAUAUGGUCAUUCAUAUUAAUAAUGAUAAUAAUCAUUUGAUUCUCAUGAUUGAAUUAUCUCCUCAUGUACUUCAGAUAACACCAUGCAAUUUAUGUAUUUGUUUUAACUAUGAAAAAAUGACAGAAACUGCUGAAUCAGAACAAAAAUUAUCCGAUCCAUUUAUUCCAUGGGGUUUUCCAAAUGAAUUAAAUUUAUGUAAAGCAGCACGUCAUGCUGAUAUAAAAGCUGUAAGCAAAUCUAUUGCAAACGGAGUGAAUGUAAACUUUAUUGAUGGUUUUGGUAAAACAGCAUUACACUAUGCAGCCGCAAAUGGAAGUUAUGAAUCAGUGAAACUUCUUGUCGCUAAUAAAGCGAAUGUAAAUAUAUGGGAUUCGAAUGGAACUACACCAUUACAUAUGGCCGCUAAAGGAAAUCAUACAAGAGUGGUAAAAUUCUUACUUAUGUCUGGGGCAGAUAUUAAUCAUCAAUGUAUUAGUGGCGUCAAGCCAAUCGACUUAGCAAUUUAUAAUUCCGAAACUUGGAAAGUUUUAUUGGAUGCUGCAAACGGUGAUCUACCUAAAAUUGAACAUUUAAUACAAACACGUACAGUUCCUCUAAUUCCCCAAUUUACAAUACAACGAGAAAUUGAUAAACAAGCUAAGGCGAAUGAAAAGAAAGGUGGAACGAAGAAAAGUGGAAAGAAGAGUGGUAAAAAAAGUGGUAAAGGCAAAAAGAAGAAAUGAUCAAUUUCUCCAAUAUUAUGUGAAAAUUUAAAGUACUUCUACCGUCUUGUUUACAUUCAUGCAUACAUUAUAUACCUGUACAACAUGGUAUGCAUAUUAAUAAAAUCUAUUAUUAUAAAUUUAUCAUUUGAACACUAAAUAAAGUAGAAAAGAAAGCAAUCAAGUCAUGAAUGACAGAAAUGCAAAAAAGAUGGGCAGAUGGAAAGUCAAUGAGUACAUAAAGGUCAAGAACUGCUCUCACGUUUACAAUUGUUGUUACGAUUAUUUAUUGUAAAAAUAUACUAACAUAAAAACAUGGAUAUGUAGUGAGACGUUAAUUGUUUAUUUCGACUUACUACUCAUACUACUCAAAUAUUAUAAGUAGCAUAAACAUAAUUACAAUUAUUGUAAUCGUGAUGAGAU